This is a messenger RNA of Arthroderma uncinatum, 1062 nucleotides long. RefSeq lists its product as uncharacterized. The coding region runs from base 1 to 1062 and encodes 353 amino acids. The transcript has a single exon. NCBI's taxonomy places the organism in Eukaryota, Fungi, Ascomycota, Eurotiomycetes, Onygenales, Arthrodermataceae. The record is from RefSeq and is a predicted model, not a curated record.
AUGUCCUCAUAUAUCAACAAUGGCGCCUCCACUCCUCUUGUCGUCAAUGACAUCGGUCCUGGGGAUUUCCGCAACCGUACCCAGGCCGUCCGCACGCUCUUUACGGCGAUACUCGCUAUAGCUAUGUACAACUGCCUGGAGCUCUUCGUGCUUAUCUUCCUGACUUUCAAAAAAUUCGAGGGCCUCUACUUCUGGAGUCUUGUCCUGGCGACAGCGGGCGCCUUGACUGAAUCGGUAUUCCUGGUGUUAUUUUACUAUAUGGAAAUACUGCCUGUGAUAGCCUUCACGUUUGCCAGCAUCGGUUGGUGUUUCAUGAUUACCGGACAGGCCCUCGUCCUAUAUUCGCGACUCCACAUGGUCCUACAUAGCCGACUAGGCCUACGACUCGUUCUAGCAAUGAUAAUCCUUACAGCAAUUCUCUUUCACAUCCCGGAUAUUGUCACCGGGUAUGGAUCUGUGAUUAGAAAUAGAGCACUGCCCAUGUUCACCAAAGCGUUUCAUGUAAUGGAGAAGAUACAGUUGACAGGCUUUUCGGUGCAGCAAUUCAUCCUCUCCGGGCUCUACCUGUACCUCGCGGCAGGGCUCCUGGGCUUCGUGUCCGCAAAAGCUCGUCGAAGGGAGCUAUACCGCCUUAUCGCGAUGAACAUUGUCAUCAUCAUCAUGGACAUGACCCUUGUGACCUUUGUGUAUCUGAAUUGGUGGGUGGCGCACGAGUCGCUAAAGCCGUUCGUCUACAGCAUCAAGUUGAAACUGGAGUUUGCAGUUCUGCGCACAUUGGUUUCCAUGUCGAAAUCCGCUUCCAACGAAUUGCCGGAUUUCGUGGACCCGGAUCAGAUCGAUAGAGACUUCAGGUAUGCACAAGCUAUACCGAUGACGGGAGCACGCCAACGGCGAACCGGCUCCAUGAUAUCUGAAGAGGUAGGCUGGGACCAAACGAGUACAGCGCGUACAAGUGACUCCAGCUUAGCGCAAGCAAAUGGUCAAGAGACCGUGGGGUCUAUAGCUCCGUCUCAACCUGUCAGUAUGACUACCUACAAGAAACGCACAAAAACAUAUCCUUGA